GUAUUAAUAUAUAAUUUUAAACCUUUUGCUGACACACGAUAUAAGCUAAUUUGCCAGUAGAACCGACCCACACCUAUGAUAGUCUAUUACACAAGCAAUUGCAAAGGCAUUAGAAAAUCUUGUAGUACUAAUCAAUAACGUAAGACGGUAUGAGCAGUUGAAGAAUAUAAUGUAAUUGUCAAAUAUUCGAUUAGUUGUAACAAUAUUUAGUUCAGCCUGACACAACUGGAGCAGAAGUGCAUAACACAGUGAACUAUUUUAUGAGCAAAGUACAUCGCCGGUUGUACAACGGGGGCUUCCGGGAGAAAACUUGAUCCUGAAUGCAUCAGGAGUCAACUGAGCUGUGCCAUGUUUUUUCUUCGUGUCAACAGUACAAGAUUUUAGUGUCAGCUAGGGAUUGUCUUCACCUCGCUAGGUGGUAUUUAGUAUCUGAAAGGAAUCAGUUUUGAUUUAGUUUCCUUAUGCAAAGCAAGAAAACAAAGAUGACAUCAAAGCAGAAAGUUGGCAAGGUUGGCUCAAAGAACAAAGAGGAUGCUCCCUAUGAGCUGGAGAGUCAGUUCGUCCUUAGGCUUCCUAUGGAAUAUGCCUCCACAGUAAGAAGGAUAGCCCAGUCAAGCAGUAUGAACAUGAAAGACAGGCUCACCAUCGAGUUGCAUCCGGAUGGUCGUCAUGGCAUAGUGAGAGUAGACCGUGUCCCCUUGGCUUGUAAGCUGGUGGAUCUUCCCUGUAUCUUGGAGUCUCUUAAAACAGUGGACAAGAAGACUUUUUAUAAGACUGCUGAUGUCUGUCAGAUGCUGGUGUGUACACUAGAUGGAGACCUGUACCCUCCUUUAGAGGAGCCCACGGGAAGCACCGACCCUAAGAGCAAGAAGAAGGACAAAGACAAGGACAAGAAGUUCAUCUGGAACCAUGGCAUCACCUGCCCUCUGAAGAACACACGCAAAAGGAGAUUUCGCAAGACUGCGAAAAAGAAGUACAUCGAGUCUCCUGAUGUGGAAAAGGAGGUGAAGAGAUUGCUAAGUACAGACGCUGAGGCUGUCAGUGUCCGGUGGGAGGUGAUAGCAGAGGAUGAGACCAAAGAGGCAGAUCAGCAUGGUGCUCUGGCCAACCUGGACUCCUCACCAGGCACGUCGGGACACAAGAUGGGGCACGGUUCUUCAACCCAACGUGAUGAACUGAGAGAGAUCUUCAAUGACAUCAGCAGCAGCAGUGAGGAUGAGGAGGAUGAAGGGGAUCGGCAUGAGGAUGAGGACCUGAAUAUCAUGGACACAGAGGACGACCUGGUCAGACAGCUCCAAGACAAACUCAGCGAAUCUGAUAACGCACAUCACGAGUCGGACGGAAACAACCAGAUAGUAAUGGAGUAUCAGGUGCAGAUCAACAGUGUCAAGGCCAAGCUCCAGGAAACUCGUGCCCGCAAGAAACAGCAAGAGGAACUCAUCAUGAAAGUGGAGAACCAGGCCCUCAAGAACCGCUUUCAAGCUCUAUUGAACGAGAUUAUUCAACAGGAAGAGCGAGAGAUGGAGCAGCUGGCCUCCCUUCAGGAGCAGCUGGACUCACUCAUCGAGAAGUGACCACAAGGGGGCAGCCACACGUCAUUGUUGUCCAGAGAGCCACCAGGAGCAAAGGGACCUGCUGUAAUAGGAUUAGGACUCCUCAUUUGCUGACAUGAUGUGUCAUUCCUUUCACUUAACAAUUUUCUUACAUUGUAGAAGUGCAACAUACCUCUGUUAGUAGUAAAAGUGAAUGUUUGUUCUUGAAUUGACAGGAUCGGUUUUAAAUUAUCCAUUAAUGUAUGAUUAAAUAUUUGGUUGGAC
This is a messenger RNA of Lampris incognitus (smalleye Pacific opah), 1817 nucleotides long. RefSeq names its product TAF7 RNA polymerase II, TATA box binding protein (TBP)-associated factor (gene taf7). Gene Ontology annotation, cellular component: transcription factor TFIID complex. Gene Ontology annotation, molecular function: RNA polymerase II general transcription initiation factor activity. NCBI's taxonomy places the organism in Eukaryota, Metazoa, Chordata, Actinopteri, Lampriformes, Lampridae. Bases 462 to 1574 code for a protein of 370 amino acids. Gene Ontology annotation, biological process: RNA polymerase II preinitiation complex assembly; transcription initiation at RNA polymerase II promoter. The record is from RefSeq and is a predicted model, not a curated record. The transcript has 12 exons.